ACAAUGAGGAAGUGUUGUUCCGAAAAGGACCGAAGACUUGUUAUGUGAGUUGGAGAUAGUACGUACAUAUAUGGCGUUGGAAUGUGUUCAUUUAUUUGUUCAUUCAUUAAUUUAUUAAUUUUCUAUACCGCUUAUCCUCACAAGGGUCGCGGAAUGUGUUCAAAUUAGAAUAAAUUGUUGUGUGGGUGUGAUAUCACACAAUGCUUCCAUAUGCCUUCAUAACAGAGGUUUGGUUGAACGUGAUGCGCAUGCGUUAAUGACGUUAAAAAUGUAAACAAUUAAUAAAAUAAAUUUGUUACUCCGUUAAAGCACUAUUUUUUUUUAUUAAAAUACAGUACUAUACAAUACCUAAAGUAGGACCAAGUAGGACUUUUUCACCAGAUUUACCCAUCCCUUCUUUUUUGUUUUGUUUUGUUCCAAAACAGUGUGUAAGUGACACUUGUAAUAUUCCAGUGGCUGGUGUUUCAGUAAGAAAUCAGCGUCAGGAUCUUUCAUUAUUAACUCUGUCAGUGGCGUGUCCUCUUUUCCUGUGAAGCUUUCAUUACAUGAGCGCUAUCUGCUCCAUCAGCACUGCUCAAACAGCAGUACAGCCUUAACCCCUUCGACACAUGGAGGUCUCGGUGUUAUCUCUUUUUGAUAAUAUUUGCCUUAUGUUUUUUUUUGGAACAUAUAUGAUACGAUGACACUACUUCUGAAGGUGAAAACCCAUUCACUAAAGAUCUGUGCCAGCAUGUGUGGUAAUUUGAAACAGAAUAAAAAGUACACAGGAGCCAAUAAAUAUAUGACCUGUUGGCCGACAGCUUGUUUGAGAUGAAACCACCAGGGAUUUGAGUGACAAUGUAGCCCCAGAAGAAGGACCCAUGGAUCAGUCCAACAGUUUCUGGAUCCCAGUUAAACUCAGCUUUCUGAAAAAAAAUCGUUAAAAAAAGCGUUUUAAGGCGUGAUUAGAACAGAAUGUUCAUAUUUGAGGAAGUAUUUACCUGAAGUACUUCAGUGCCAUUGACGUACACGGUAUUGUUGUUAACCAUCUCCACUAUCGCAACACCGAGGUUGCAACGAAUGCCAAAAGAGAUGCAGAAUCCCAGACCGCUGAGAAUGGCGAUGAUGUAACGCUUGGGAAGACCUCCACAGCUACAGUCCAACAGCGGAGCAGGACGAGAUGCGGAUGCCACGGGACGGCCGUCCUCGGGAAAGACUGACAGACGACCCCUCCACCCUUCUCAGAUGUACAAUAAGGAUUCAGUGGAAAAGUAAAUGAUGAUGUUGGACUGUUCCUAAAUUCUAAUGUCAUCUCUUAAGAAGAUUUGUAAAAAAGCAUUUAAAAUCACAGAAUCCACUUUUUAGCUCCUGGACAUGGUGGUGAUAUCUCCAGCAGGACUUGAAUGCAUAGCUCCAAGCUACCGCUCCAAUCUCGUGUGCACCUAGAAAGGAGGGGAAGAUGUUGGCCAACCCCUCCGCUCAUCCGCUUUAUCGCCAUCAUCUUCCCUCCAGCGUCAUCCCUGCAGGUGCAUCUGAUAUCACCUCGAUGGACAACAAUGAAAGAUGCAUGAGCCUGAUAGGUUGCAUUGAGUAUAAAGACAAAAGUUUGUGAACCAAGAGUCCCAAAGAAGAGUCCAUAUUGGUAUCAGUUUGGUGUGGGGGAUCGUGAACCUUGACCUCAGCCACAUUAAACACCUUUGGAAUGAACUUGAUCAGUGACUAAUGCCACAUUUUAAGAUUCUAAGGUGUCAAGUCAGGUCAGUCGUAACCCUAAUGGGAACAAGUGAUAUAGAAGACAGAAUGUAAUUGCUGAGGAAAACCAAAUGACCUCCGUCUCUAUUCCGGGCCUGAUGACUCCAACCUCGAUGGUUGGCAUGUCCUUGAGCCUGGAGAUGCCCCGGAAACGAAAGGGCAGUGUGGACAACCAGGAAACAACAAUGGCAUCCUUCACAAAUGACUAUAUGGAUGAGGACCAAAAUGGUUCAGAUGGAGAGGACCAACAUGCCAAAAUGAAAUGUUUCAGGGAACCUCACAGCCAAAUUGAGAAGAGAAGACGAGACAAAAUGAACACGCUCAUAGACAAGCUGUCAGCCAUGAUUCCGACGUGCAACCCUAUGUCUCGUAAACUGGACAAACUCACUGUGCUCAGAAUGGCCGUGCAGCACCUCAAAUCCCUCAAAGGUUCCUCGAGUUCUUUUUCCGAGCUAAACUAUAAACCGUCAUUCCUGCCUGACGAGGAGCUCAAACACCUCGUCUUAAAGGCUGCGGAUGGCUUCCUGUUUGUAGUCGGCUGUGAUCGGGGGAAAAUUGUUUUUGUCUCUGAGUCCGUCACGAAGAUAUUAAAUUAUAGUCGGGCAGAGCUGAUUGGACAAAGCCUUUUUGAUUAUGUCCACCCUAAAGACAUGGGAAAAGUGAAGGAGCAGCUGUCCGCAUCUGAACUGUACCCUCGUGAACGGCUUAUAGAUGCUAAAACUGGUCUGCAGGUCCAGGCUGACCUCCCAGUCGGCGCAUCACGACUGUGUUCAGGCGCACGACGCUCUUUCUUCUGCCGCAUGAGAUGCAACAAAAUAUCUGUCAAAGUUGAGGAGAAGGAACUUCAGGCCAGCACCUCCAAAAAGAAAGAAUCUCAGAAGUACUGCACAGUCCAUUGCACAGGCUACAUGCGGAGCUGGCCCUCCAGUCAGCUGGAAGCAGAGGGCGAGGGCGAUGCAGAGAAGCAAGAGAGCUCCCACUUCAGCUGUCUGGUUGCUGUGGGCCGCAUCCACUCCCACUCGUCUCCUCAAGUCAACGGAGAUGUCCGCGUCAAACCCACAGAGUUCAUCACACGUUAUGCCAUGGAUGGCAAGUUCACCUUUGUCGAUCAAAGAGCAACAACCAUUCUUGGUUAUCUUCCCCAAGAGUUGCUGGGGACUUCAUGCUAUGAGUACUUCCAUCAAGACGACUUACCACAUUUAGCUGAUCGACAUCGAAAAGUGCUGCGAAGUAAAGAGAAAAUCGAGACAAAUCGCUACAAAUUCAAAACAAAAUACGGCUCUUUUGUCACGCUGCAAAGUCAGUGGUUUAGUUUUGUAAAUCCCUGGACCAAAGAAGUUGAAUAUAUUGUGUCAACUAAUACAGUCAUUUCGCAUGAUCACAGUCGAAAAAGCCAGUCAGGAAACAAGACUGAACAGUCGAGCGCUUCUAAGACUUUAGGAGAAGAUGGAAAGAAAUCUGUUGCAGUUAUACCAGGCAUCUCUACCACACCUAUGGUAUACGCCGGAAGCAUCGGGACCCAGAUUGCCAAUGAGCUGCUAGACUUCCACAGAAUGCACUCCUCCCCCUCCAGUGGUAACGUGAGCCCGUUCAGUCUGCCACAGGACAAAUCCCCACUCACAAAUCACGACCAAGUCAGUAAUAAUGUGCCAAAUGGUGAAGCUACAGAAAUGGAUAUCUCGGAAAAAAACGGCUCAGAGGAGGACCCCCAGGGGGCUUUAUUCCCUGGAGGGGAGACACUCAUGGGAGAGAACUCCCACUUAGAUUUGGACAGCGUGGUUGAACCUGGCCUUGGAAGUCUUACCAACGAUGAAGCAGCCAUGGCCGUGAUCAUGAGACUCCUGGAGACAGACUCGAACUUGGGUGAAGCGGAGGACUUUGAAGAUAUGCACUGGUCCUUAUAGAAGCCCCCACACUUGAAAGGCGAGGCGGGUGACACCGCGGUUUUCAGUUCUAUUUAUUAAGCAGGUGUCGAGCAGCUUUUGUCAAAAGGCAACCGUAUCGCCAACGAUAAGGAACGCCUGCUUUUUCUCCAGAGGAGGAGGAGGUCAUGCUCCACCAAGGCCUUACAGCAGUCUGCCUGCCAUGGAACACCAUUACAUUUACCCCUUUUCCACUACGGCUGUUCGGGGUAGGUUCACAAUUAUUUUCGAUUAUCGAGACUGGUUUUUCAGAUUUACUAUUGACAAUUACGCGAAUGUCAGGUACCGCCGACCACAAAAAACAGAUUUUUGUUCGCAGAUUGGGUAAUAGUCAAUCGUUGUUACUUUAUUUUGAGUGUGCUUCCACUGCAUACACACUAGCAACUAUCCCCAUUUAUGUUACAUUUAGAUGUUAUUUAAGGUUAUUUCUAGCAUAACUAUCUGGGUGGGCGGAGAAACGUAUUUUACUACUACUAAAACAGACUAAGGGACAGCUUGUACUACAGGGAAGCCACGUGCAAUACACAACAUACAGGUAAGGGCCAGAAAAUUAGAAUAUUUUCAUAAACUUGAUUUAUUUCAGUCAUUGUGUUCAAAAGGUAUAACUUUUACAUUAUAUUUAAUCAUUGCACACAGACUGAUGCAUUUCAAAUGUUUAUUUCUUUAAUUUUGAUGAUUAUAGGUGGCAACAAAUGAAAAUCCGAAAUUCCGUGGGUCAGAAAAUUAGAAUAUUACCUAAGGCCAAUACAAAAAAAGGAUUUUUAGAAAUGUUGGCCAACUGAAAAGUAUGAACGUGAAAAAUAUGAGAAUGUACAGUACUCAAUACUUGGUUGGAGCUCCUUUUGCCUCAAUGACUGCAUUAAUGCGGCGUGGCAUGGAGUCGAUCAGUUUCUGGCACUGCUCAGGUGUUAUGAGAGCCCAGGUUGCUUUGAUAGUGGCCUUCAGCUCUUCUGCAUUUUUGGGUCUGGCAUUCUGCAUCUUCCUCUUAACAAUACCCCACAGAUUUUCGAUGGGGCUAAGGUCAGGCGAGUUGGCUGGCCAAUUGAGAACAGAAAUAUCAUGGUCCUUAAACCAGGCACUGGUAGAUUUGGCGCUGUGUGCAGGCGCCAAGUCCUGUUGGAACGUAAAAUCCCCAUCUCCAUAAAGCAGGUCAGCAGCAGGAAGCAUGAAGUGCUCUAAAACUUGCUGGUAGACGGCUGCGUUGACCUUGGAUCUCAGGAAACAGAGUGGACCGACACCAGCAGAUGACAUGGCACCCCAAACCAUCACUGAUGGUGGAAACUUCACACUAGACUUCAAGCAACGUGGAUCCUGUGCCUCUCCUCUCUUCCUCCAGACUCUGGGACCUCGAUUUCCAAAGGAAAUGCAAAAUUUGCUUUCAUCAGAAAACAUAACUUUGGACCACUCAGCAGCAGUCGAGCUCUUUUUUUCCUUAGCCCAGGUGAGACGCUUUUCGCGCUGUUUCUUGUUCAAAAGAGGCUUGACACGAGGUAUGCGGCAGUUGAAACCCAUGUCUUUCAUGCGUCUCUUGGUGGUGGAUCUUGAAGCACUGACUCCUGCAGCAGUCCAGUCCUUGUGAAUCUCCCCCACAUUUUUGAAUGGGUUUUUUUUUCACAAUCUUCACCAGGGCGCGGUGAUUCCUAUCGCUUGUACACUUUUUCCUACCACAGUUUUUCCUUCCCUUUGCCUCUCCAUUAAUGUGUUUGGACACAGAGGUUUGAGAACAGCCAACCUUUUCAGCAAUAACCUUUUGAGUCUUGCCCUCCUUGUGCAAUGUGUCAAUUGUUGCCUUUUGGACAGCUGUCAAAUCUGAAGUCUUCCCCAUGUUUGUGUAAGCUUCAGAACUGGACUGAGAGACCAUUUAAAGCCCUUUGCAGGACACCAGGUGUCUUCAAAAUUGAACCCUUUCACAAUAUUCUAAUUUUCUGACCCACGGAAUUUCGGAUUUUCAUUUGUUGCCACCUAUAAUCAUCAAAAUUAAAGAAAUAAACAUUUGAAAUGCAUCAGUCUGUGUGCAAUGAUUAAAUAUAAUGUAAAAGUUAUACCUUUUGAACACAAU
This is a messenger RNA of Doryrhamphus excisus (bluestripe pipefish), 5712 nucleotides long. The record is from RefSeq and is a predicted model, not a curated record. NCBI's taxonomy places the organism in Eukaryota, Metazoa, Chordata, Actinopteri, Syngnathiformes, Syngnathidae.